AUGUCUAAUGUACCGGCGUACUGUAGAUUCUACUCGAGGAUUAUACAUCGGAUGACUACCACCUUCUUCUUCUUUCCUCUUCCCCUCCUCAUCCUCCGUUUCUCAUCCCGCUGCCUUGUCCACUCGUGGUAGUUUAUCCCUCGAGGCUCUGUUUCUACCCGCCCCGAACCGCCGAGACGAAAAAAGAGAAGUGCGGCACACCACGCCCGAACGAGAGGACCCACGGCUAUUUUCCAUUUCCCCCCCAAUUUCCCUGAACUCCAUCCUCGAAAACCCUCCCCUGGUCUCCUACUUGUCGUUGAGGGCUAUUCAAUCUUCUCAUCCCUGGACUUCUAUACCUCUGGGAGGAAGAACCACCAAAUCUUACUUUUUUUUUUCUUCUGCCUACCACCAGGUCGCCUCUACCCGGACGGAUCAACUUUCUCCGCCGCCCCCUGAACGUCCCGGCCCUCCGCGAAAGACCUCGCUCUCCUCCCACGACACUUUCUGAACGGCCAUGUCUUCCUCGUACUAUGAGCCUCAGGGCUGGCAAGCUCCUGCCGCGCGCCAGGCCUCAUGGGAACAGCCCGUGCCGCCCUCCCGGUCAGGCUCGAGCUCCGUUUCCCAGCGCGACGACAGCCCGGCUUUCUCCUCCCAAUUUGACGAGGUCGACCGUGCGAUCGACAAUCUCGUCAAGAGCGGCAAGCUGUGGAAUGCUCCUCGCCGGGACUCUAUGCCCAUGAUGAUGGGUCGUCCCUAUCCUGAGUACGACCCGCGCACGGGUGGUGGCCCCCAGCGACACCAUUCAAUCAGCGAGUUCGACAAUUCCCGGGCGCACCCAUCGGGCAACGUGCAGGGCUUCUAUGCCUCACAACGGUACCAGGGCCGCCCCAAUGAGGUAGAGCAGAUGAUGCAGGCAAAGCGUCGGAUGGCGGCACAGCGUGAACGGGAGCUCCGCAACUAUCACCAGGAGCAGCAGUACAACCGAAGCCUCCUCGCCGAAAUGUCAGCAACCAAAUCCGAUCGUUCCAACAGCCCGGCGGCUACGAGUGAAGAUAGCCGCCGUGACCUCCUGGCUCGCCAGCACCGCGCCUUGUACGGCAACGAGAGUCCCGCCUUCUUUCCCCCUGGCCCCCUUUCUGAUGACCACAACAGAGCCGACAGCCAAGCCACCGGUACCCCUGCCUCUGGCGCUCGAGUUUCGUCCCCCCGUGGCGUUGAUCCAUUCGGCCUUGUCCAGGCUGGGGGUGCCCCCCCGGAGGGCGCCUCCGGUCUCCAGUCCCCAUCCCGUGCCAACAGUACCUCCUCGCCGAGCUCCGCCAUCAAUGCCGGCUUCACUGAACAGCCCGGUACCUCGGCAUCCUCACCCGGAGCUGCCGACUCGUCGUCUUCUCGCCAGGGCUCCUCCAAGCCAUCCACUGGCCCCAUCGGCUCCGUGGGUCCUAUCGGCUCGCGUCCCCUCCCCGGCCAGACAACCACCGCCCCAGCCACCAACCCAGUUCUGAACAAGCAGCGCUCAACGACACCUCUGCCAUCGCCACUGGGCUUCGGUUUCACCCCCAGUGAGGCUGCUGCCGCCGCUGCGGGCGAGCGCUCCACCUCCGCUACCUCCAACCCGGCCGUGACCGCUGCCACCAACGCCCCGAGUGCCAAGGACUCGUCGGCCGGCGUCGGUCUCGGCUGGAGCAACAACGGCAGCGUCUGGGGCUCGAAGAGCGGACUGGGCGUGCAAGCCUCCGUUUGGGGCUAGACUAGCUUCAUCGUCCUCCUUUCUCGCUUCACCCCCCCCCUGGUCACGACAUCCUGUCUGCUUCUGCUUUUCGCUUCUACUUUGAACGUUCACCUUUCUUUGGGCUUGGCGUGUUUCUUGUGGCAUGCAUUUGCGACUCGGGGUUGCUGUCUCUGCUCUUCUUUUCAAUCUUCCUGACUACUUGCUGUUCCUUCUGUGGCGUUGUGCGAGAAAAACUGGCUUGUCCAUCUGCGUUGGCGGUGCAAUUCGGGGCUUCUUUUCUAUUUUCUGGGCUCCUCGGUACAUAUCUCUGGCUGGGAGUGAGUAAAUGGUUUAUGCGUUGGGGGCUUCGGUUCGGUCGGCGCAAUAUCCUACCUAGGCUUGGACUUGAGGCACUAGGAAGUGGUCUCGCUCUCGAAGUCUGUGCUAGUUUGUUGGUUCUCGCGGUCCUUUGUAUCUUUGCCUCUCUGACUCUUUACUUCUUCGGAUUUGUUUGGCUGGCGUGCUUAUUCGGUCUGGGUUUUGACCGAGCUGGCUUGGGUGGAAGUGGAUCGGUGCUGGGCUCUUACUUAUUCGCGCGGGUCUGUCUUGGUGACGAGGGGUAUUUAUGUCCCUUCUCAUUCUCUUUUUUUUCCUGGAGUCUAUUCGGCUUUUCUUUGAUGGUCUCCUCGGUGUCUUGCGGUGGGAUCUGGAUGCAAAACAAAAUUUUAUCAACAGCAACAAAAACGGCCGGCGAAUAGUCUUCCUUGUGUCUUGUUACUUUGGGUUCUCUUUGUGCUUUUUUCUUCUUUUUUUUCUUCCUUUCUGUCUCUAUUGGUGCUUUUGACGUUUCCCCAUCUGGUGUUCGUGUUGAAAUGGUCGGAUAAUGGCGCUUUCUUCCCCGAAUCAUGAAUCUCUCGUCUCAUUUCUCGGUGUUCUUUGUUUUCAGUUUCUAUGUGAAUGGACUGGAUAUGGACUUUCUUCUUUAUAUAAGUUGUUAAUUGUGAAUCUUUUCUAUGCCGAGUUUGCGGGAGUAGGGUAGGGUGGGUUAUUCGAGUUCUGCGGAUACCAAUGGGCAAGCCUAAUGGAUCAAUUAGGUGGUAUUUAGGUAUGGCGCUCCGGCUGUACUCAUGUAUCAAACAGAAUCGAGUUACUUAUCUAGUA
Penicillium brasilianum is the source of this 2851-nucleotide messenger RNA. Lineage: Eukaryota; Fungi; Ascomycota; Eurotiomycetes; Eurotiales; Aspergillaceae. The record is from the annotation of a GenBank genome assembly.